CAGUUCUAGCUGCCUACCUACCAUCUGAACGGUGUUCUUAGAUCUUGAUUUCUGAAAGGGAUCGGUUUUCCUCAGGUGCCAUGAAGGCACUGGCAGCUUUAAUAUUGCUUGUUCAGCUUCCAAUUCACCAAGCCGUUCCAGCAGCUCCCCCUGCUCCCUUGGGCUGCGAUGACCCAGAAUCUGAAGCAGCAGCUGAAUUUGCUGUGAAUUAUAUUAAUGGCCACAGUCACCACGGAUACAAGUUUGCCUUAAACAGAAUUGACAAUAUCCGCGUGCUAUCCCAGGGGCUGAAUAAUGACAUAAUAUUUCUUGAACUCGACUUAUUAGAGACCACGUGCCACAUCCUCAGCCCUACGCCUCUUGCAAAUUGCACAGUAAGGAGCUUCACACAACACGCAGUUGAGGGUGACUGUGAUGUCAAAUUGCAGAAGCGGGAUGGAAAGCUAUCUGUACUCGCUAGUAAAUGCCACUCACACGCAGACUCCAGUGAAGAUGUUCUCCAGCUCUGCCCUGACUGCCCACUGCUGGCAAGCCUGAACAACACCGACGUAUUAACUACGGUUACAGCUGCACUCAAUGACCACAACAGCAAAACCGCCGAUGCCUACCUCAGACUCCUUGAGAUCGGGAGAGCCAGAAUACAGUAUCACCCAGUGCACAGUGUCUCCGUUGAGUUUGCUGUGGCUGCCACGAACUGCUCGGCAGAAGAAGCCAAGAAUAAUGUGGAGGCCUGUCAGCUGCUGCCCGACGACCAGUCUAAUUUUGGUUUCUGCACAGCAACAAGGGUAACACGCCCCUCAGAGGACCUCAGGGUGGACUGCCAGCUCUACGGACACCAGCCUGGAGUCACCUCCUCUCAACCAGGUCAAGAUACAUCAGCAGGUCUGGUGCCCAGUGCUGCACAAGGCUUCACAAACCAUAAUCUCAGGCUCUCUCACAAUAACCCUGUUGCAUCUGAAUCCAGCUCUUCAGAAUUUCCUACUUCCGUGCUCUCAGCAAAAUCUGUAGCAAAGAGGGCAGUUGCAGAAGUUGCUCAGCACGACAAAGUACCUCGCCCAGUUGGCUUUGUGCCGCCUCCUCCUCCUCCGUGCCCGGGGAAGGUUCGCCAUUUCAAGAUCUAGGCUGCGUUAGAGACAGGGCAGUACAGCUUACCGAAGGAUCAGCGUGCAGCAGCAUCAACACGCAGACCACAACACCAAGUGCAAAUAGGUGAGAACGCUUGUCUCUGAGUCCAAAUGAGCUUUACCUUCCAGAGAGCAGAGCUGUGGCCAGGAUCUUGCAAGGGCCUGCUUCAAAACAUAGCUGAUUACAACAUAUAGCAGUUGUUUUCUCUACAUACACAGAUGCCCAAGUUAAAAUAUAGAAAAUAAUGUUUCAAUGAAACUGUUGUAACAGCUGUACAACGUUGUAGCUUUGUGAUAGAAACACCAUUCGAAAGGUUACUUCAAUAAAACGUUCAACAGAAA
Messenger RNA from Chroicocephalus ridibundus (black-headed gull), 1466 nucleotides. It is a transcript of the gene AHSG, whose product is annotated as alpha 2-HS glycoprotein. The coding region runs from base 81 to 1121 and encodes 346 amino acids. Gene Ontology annotation, cellular component: extracellular matrix; blood microparticle; extracellular region. Gene Ontology annotation, biological process: negative regulation of endopeptidase activity. Lineage: Eukaryota; Metazoa; Chordata; Aves; Charadriiformes; Laridae. The transcript is spliced from 7 exons. Gene Ontology annotation, molecular function: cysteine-type endopeptidase inhibitor activity. The record is from RefSeq and is a predicted model, not a curated record.